Molecule: messenger RNA, 618 nt
Organism: Oldenlandia corymbosa var. corymbosa
Lineage: Eukaryota; Viridiplantae; Streptophyta; Magnoliopsida; Gentianales; Rubiaceae
Source: the annotation of a GenBank genome assembly
AUGACACGACCAUCCGUUGCAAGAUUCUGUGUGGAGGCAGAUCUGACCAAGGAAUUCCCAAAAUUUGUUCGAAUUGGGAAGAAGGGAAGGAAGCAUGAGCAACACUUUACUUAUGAGCAUAUACCUUCGUAUCGCUCGAAGUGUAGCAAAAUCGGCCAUAAAAAGGAAGAGUGCAAGAAGGAAUUGGCUCCUCAACCGUUUCUUGUGGUUAAACAGAAUGAAGUUGUGAAGGUUUCUGAUCCGGGUAAAAAAGGGAAAGGAAUUGUAAUGAAAACCCCAAAACCUAAGUGGAAGCCGCAAUGCACUGUCAUAUCAGAUUGCGAUGCACCUAAGCAAUCUAAUCGUUUUUCUGCUUUAGAAACUAUUGUGGAAUAUGAAGAUGAAGUUGAAGAGGUUUUCUCUGAGGCUCCAUUGCUAACUCAGGAGAAAAAAGUCCAUGCCUCAGUUGCUUCGAUUGAUGAAAGAAGUUUGCCGGUUGCGUCGCUUGAUUCAGCUGGAAAAAUAAUUGUUCAGGAGGAUACACAAGUGGAGUACCAUCAUGAGGAUGAUUCUGAUGAUGAACUGAACGGGCAGCAGUGGUCACUGGUCGGAGGGGGAAAAGGAGGAUGCAUUGGUUGA